AUGGCUGUUACUUGUUCUGAUAUUAUUAAAUUAAUUUGUGCUUUCUUUUUACCACCAUUAGGUGUAUUCUUAGAAAGUGGUUGUACUGGAGCUUUCUGGUUAAAUAUCUUAUUGACCAUUUUAGGUUAUAUUCCAGGUAUCAUCCACGCUGUGUAUAUUAUUAUCACCAGGUAG
Messenger RNA from Yamadazyma jaroonii, 174 nucleotides. The record is from the annotation of a GenBank genome assembly. NCBI's taxonomy places the organism in Eukaryota, Fungi, Ascomycota, Pichiomycetes, Serinales, Debaryomycetaceae.